Rotaria sp. Silwood1 is the source of this 1050-nucleotide messenger RNA. The record is from the annotation of a GenBank genome assembly. NCBI's taxonomy places the organism in Eukaryota, Metazoa, Rotifera, Eurotatoria, Philodinida, Philodinidae.
AUGUCUGAAUCGAACAAGAAAACACAAGUCAUUAUCGAUUUGAAUAAACUUCUAAAUCUUGAAGAUUCUGCUGAAAUAAAACGAAUGAAAACCGAAUUUGAAUUAAACGGCUGGUGUUUCGUUUUUUUACCAAAAGAACUCAUUCCAGACUCAAACUUAACAAAGGAACUGUCGGAUUUUUUUGAGUUGGACAAAAGAAAAAAUAAAUAUUCGCAACAUCUUGAAAUAUAUGGUUAUUCAAAAGUGAAUCAUAAAGAAGGAAUCAAACUACUAACCGGAAGUUAUUUUGGCAAAUUUGCAAAUAAAGGAUUAAUACCACGGACACUUGUUCAACCAUUAAACUAUAUUUCUCAAGUAUUAGAUACCGUAACAAAACGUUUAAUCGAAGUUCUUGAUCAACAUUCAGUAUUCCAACAGGACCCAUCUUUAGCAUCUCUCAUAGAACAUGCUGAUCUUCCUUUAAAAGAUGAACAUUUUGGUAUGCUUGACAUUGUAAACUACUUCAAUAUGAAAAGUAGUUUCCGACCACCGCAGAACGGACAAACAACUGAAGAAGUUAAUUGUGUUCCACAUUAUGAUCCAGGACUACUUUCAAUUAGUAUUUUAUCGACACAUGAAGGACUUCAAUUGAAAAAUAUGACGAAUAAUGAGUGGGUACAUGGACCUUUAGAACCAAACAUUGGUGUCAUUUGGUUAGGAGAAGCAGCAUCUCAAAUAACACAAAAUCGACUCAAGCCAGGUAUCCACCGAGUCGUUUAUCCUCAAGAAUCAAAACCUCGACUUACACUCUGGUACGAAUUAUGUACGAUUGAACAAUUGAAAAAUAUAAGUGCUGACAAAAAAGACGAAUUAAUGGCUAAUGGAACUGUUACGUUUAAAAAUCUUCCUGGAUCGGCUCCAAUUACUGUUUUGGCUGGUGAAAAAAAGCUGGAUUUUUUGAAACGAGUUGAAAUGGCAGCGGGUUUGUCGAUGAGUAAAAUGGGUCCCCCGAUUUAUAGACUUGAAAAGCAUGUCAUUUCAUAUCCAACAACUGAUUCGAAAAUUGAAUAA